AUGCUCGAAAAACUCAAGCUAGGAAAGCUCAGUCUCAUCAACAGAACAAACACCGCCGGGCUUAGCGGGCGCCACUUGCGUCUCGCCAUCACCAUCACCGCCGUCACCGGUUUCUCGCUCUUCGGCUACGACCAAGGGCUCAUGUCCGGGCUCAUCACCGGUGACCAGUUCAACGACGAGUUCCCGGCCACCAAGGAGCUCAGCGACAACGACAGACACGCCACCGUCGUCCAGGGCGCUGUCACCUCCUGCUACGAAAUCGGGUGUUUUUUCGGCUCUCUGUUCGUCAUGUUCAGAGGUGAACACAUCGGCAGAAAGCCACUUGUCAUCCUGGGCUCCAUCGCCACCAUCGUCGGUACCGUCAUCUCCACCUCGGCCUUCGGCCCCCACUGGGGUCUCGGCCAGUUCGUCGUCGGCAGAGUCAUCACCGGCAUUGGUACCGGUCUCAACACCUCCACCAUCCCCGUGUGGCAGUCUGAAAUGUCCAAGCCCGAAAACAGAGGGCUCUUGGUCAACCUGGAAGGUUCCGUCAUCGCUCUCGGUACUAUGAUCGCCUACUGGAUCGAUUUCGGCCUCUCCUACGUCAACACCUCUGUCCAAUGGCGUUUCCCCGUGGCCAUGCAAAUUGUGUUUGCGCUCCUGCUGCUCGCCGGUAUCCUGCAACUGCCCGAUUCCCCACGUUGGUUGAUGUCCCAGGGUAGACGUAACGAGGCCCUCUACGUGCUCGCCAAACUCGACGACCUAGAAGUCACGGACGACGCCAUCGUCGCUGAGGCAACCAUGAUCCAAGACGCCGUCAACCGCUUCAGACACGAGAAAAGAUCCAUCAAGGACUUGUUCACCGGGGGCAAAUCCCAGAAUUUGCAAAGAGCUCUCGUUGCCUCUUCCACCCAGUUCUUCCAACAAUUCACCGGUUGUAACGCUGCCAUUUACUACUCCACCGUCCUGUUCAAAAAAACCAUUGGUUUGGAACCAAGACUGGCCUUGAUCCUGGGCGGUGUCUUUGCAACCAUCUACGCCUUGUUUACCAUCCCAUCUUUCUUCCUGAUCGAGCGUAUGGGUAGACGUAACCUGUUCCUCAUCGGUGCAUCCGGCCAAGCCAUCUCGUUCACCAUCACUUUUGCGUGUUUGAUCAAGGAUACCACCCAAAACGCUAAAGGUGCUGCUGUCGGUUUGUUUUUGUUCAUCUGCUUCUUCGGUAUGUCCAUCCUAUCGUUGCCUUGGAUUUACCCUCCAGAGAUUGCCUCCAUGAGAGUCCGUUCCGCCACCAACGCCUUGGCCACCUGUACCAACUGGUUGUGUAACUUCGCGGUUGUCAUGUUCACUCCAAUUUUCAUCAACCAAACUGGUUACGGUUGCUACCUCUUCUUCGCGGUCAUCAACUACCUCUACAUCCCAGUUAUUUUCUUCUUUUACCCAGAAACCGCUGGAAGAUCUUUGGAAGAAAUCGAUAUCAUCUACGCCAAGUCCUAUGCCGAUGGUACACAAGCCUGGAGAGUUGCCGCCAACUUGCCAAAGCUUUCUUACUCCGAAGUUGAAGACCAAGGUAACGCCCUGGGUCUAUUUGAUGACGAUCUGGAAAAGGAAGAAAUUGAAAUGGACGAAGAUGCUGACCGGGAAAACGACACUGGCGCCAAUAAUUACACCUUGUUCCAAAAGAAGAACGAACAAGACAACAACCAACUCUCAGGUGACGGUUCUUCCUCUUCUCAGAAGACCGAAAACUGA
This is a messenger RNA of Lachancea fermentati, 1728 nucleotides long. The record is from the annotation of a GenBank genome assembly. NCBI's taxonomy places the organism in Eukaryota, Fungi, Ascomycota, Saccharomycetes, Saccharomycetales, Saccharomycetaceae.